AUGGAUCCGGAAACCCGCAGUGAUUCGCCCACAGAAACCAGUCGACAGGAACAUACAUCGAAAACGUCUUUUCUAAUCGAAGAUAUUUUAUACCGGAGCCAUGAAAGUAGAAACUUUAAGACCCCCGACCAGAGACGGUUUGAUUAUGAUCGAGACCCUAAACCUUUUUUUCCCGUACCUAAUGAGAUGAGACCUCAGGUGCCAAGCAGAGAAGGUUCUUAUUUACAAGUGGCUAUGGGGGCUUUAGGGGCAUAUUUACACACACCAAAUACGUAUAAGGCUGUGGAGGCGCCAUAUUUUCUGUCUCAAGGAGUCCCAUAUCACGCGUUGUUCACUCCGUCCGAACUCUCGCUGUCCGCCCUCAAACACUGCCGCCGGCGGAAAGCAAGGACCGUGUUCUCCGACCCACAGCUAACCGGUCUGGAAAAACGCUUCGAGUCCCAGCGUUACCUGUCAACUCCUGAGCGCGUGGAGCUGGCUGGAGCCCUGAACCUGUCGGAGACACAGGUCAAGACUUGGUUCCAGAACCGGCGGAUGAAGCACAAGAAACAAAUGAGGAAACAACAGCAACAGAGAGGGGCAACGGCUGUAGACUUUACCACGAAACACGCGUCAACACAUUCAGAAUGCAGAAAAGCGGAAAACUCAAGAAUAUCGACAGAUUCGGACACGGAGCACAGCGACAGUGACAUCGAUAUAGUCGGCGAAACGAACUACGCACAACACUAUUCUGCCAAUAAUACGUAG
Messenger RNA from Spodoptera litura, 747 nucleotides. RefSeq names its product brain-specific homeobox protein homolog. Gene Ontology annotation, molecular function: DNA-binding transcription factor activity, RNA polymerase II-specific; DNA binding. Gene Ontology annotation, biological process: regulation of DNA-templated transcription. Lineage: Eukaryota; Metazoa; Arthropoda; Insecta; Lepidoptera; Noctuidae. The record is from RefSeq and is a predicted model, not a curated record.